AUGUCUGACCGGAAUACAUCCGACCAACCCAAUGGUGGCAGGGCAUCAGUCUCCAAUACCGACCAUCGAGAUGAUCUUUCCGACGAGAAAGUCCAGGUUGCGCAAUGCGUCGAGAACGCUGUCCCUGGCGAUGGCCCUAUCGCCCCUCUGGACAUACAAGCCCGGUUUGAGCUCCUCCGCCACCUCUCGUCCAACGAGAUGGAAGUCCUCAACAAACGCGUUCGCAGCAAGAUCGACUGGCAUAUGAUGCCUUGCGUCACCCUCAUGUUUCUGAUGAAUUACCUGGAUCGCAUCAACGUGUCCAAUGCUCGACUUGCAGGCCUUCAGAAGGACCUGAACAUGACCGACACGGUUUGGAAUGCUGGAAUAUCAACCUUUUAUGUGGGAUAUCUUGUUGGGCAGUUGCCUGGAAACCUCCUAAUGGCUAAGACGAACCCGCGACUGUUCCUCCCGACUAUUAUGCUCAUGUGGAGUGCAGGCACAAUUUGUAUGCCUGCAAUGGCAAAUGGCGCAGGGUUUUGCGUAGUGCGUUUCUUCAUCGGGUUGACUGAGGCACCCUUCUUCCCGGGUCUCACGCUGAUGACCUCAUCCUGGUAUACCAAAGAAGAAAGCCCGCUGCGAAUGGCUAUCUGGCAUGCGGGAAACACAAUCUCGAAUAUCAUAUCGGGCUUUCUGGCUGCCGGCAUUCUCGAGCAUAUGGACGAUGAGGAGCGGGAAAUGGCCCAGUAUCGAAUCCUCGUCUCCAACGGUGGCAUUGAUGAGGGUGUUGGCGGGACAUGGGACGGCGUCAAGGAUGCUGUCAAGGAUCCUUUUACCUGGUUCUUUUGCCUCAUGCAUUUUGCACUCGUCACUGCGCAAAGCUUCAAGGACUUUUUGCCUUCGAUUAUGAAUACCUUUGGGUUCAACAAGAUGACGACCUACCUCAUCCAAGCUCCGCCAUACGCCAUCGCUUACAUCGCAACCUGCGCCAUCGCCUGGUCCUGCGGACAUUUUAUGGAAUCUACUUGGCAUGUAAUUGUUCCCAUCAUCUUCGCUGCCGGUGGAUGCGGUAUUCUCAUCGGCACCAUCAAUGUGGCGGCGCGGUACAUCGGCAUCAUUCUCCUCGUAGUUGGUACCUACAACGGUCUCAACUUGCAACUCUCGUGGGAGACGACAGUGGUGCCCGCCCCACGAGCUAAGAAGGCAGCUCUUAUUGCAAUUGCCAACUGCAUCAGUCAAGUCAGCCACUGGUUUAGCCCUUACUUCUAUCCAACGAGCCAGGAGCCGUUUUACCGCCUGGCCGGUGGACUAUUGCUCCUGGGGUGCGCAUUGACUGUUGUGUCGGCGCUGCUGGUGAGGUGGAGGGCAAAGAAGCUGAAUAGGAAGCUGGAUGAACUUGAGGGUUGGUCGGAAAACUCUGGCGUCGAACGUGGAUGGAGGUACAAGUAUUGA
Messenger RNA from Fusarium vanettenii 77-13-4, 1431 nucleotides. RefSeq lists its product as uncharacterized. Lineage: Eukaryota; Fungi; Ascomycota; Sordariomycetes; Hypocreales; Nectriaceae. The transcript is spliced from 6 exons. Gene Ontology annotation, molecular function: transmembrane transporter activity. The record is from RefSeq and is a predicted model, not a curated record. Bases 1 to 1431 code for a protein of 476 amino acids. Gene Ontology annotation, cellular component: membrane. Gene Ontology annotation, biological process: transmembrane transport.